CACCCCAAGGCUGGACAUGUGGGUGCUGAGCGUGUGUUGGGUGCUGCUGGGCACUCUGGGUGCCGGUUCUGCCCAUUUGGAUUUUGAGCAGAUUCACAGCGUUUCCUUUGAUGUCUGCAAUACAACCGAUAUCGUCAUACCGUGCAGAGUUACUAAUCUACAUAAAUUCGGCAGAGAAGAAAUUUUUAUUAAGUGGAAAUUAAAUGGGAAGGAGUUUUUUACUUAUGAUGGCUAUGAGAACAGGUUUUACAGAAACGAUACUUUUUUGAGUGUAGAUCUACUGGAUAUAUUGAAGCUAACUGCUGGUGUUGCAUCAAUCAAGAUGUCUCCAAAGGAGGCCAUUCCUGGAAACUACACGUGUAUAGUAGUAGAAAGAAAUAGAGAAGGAGAACAUAUAAUUGAACUUCGAUAUGGUUCAGGUAAGUUAUUUGUCUUGUUUUUCUCUGUUAUAUAUCAAGACUGGUGCUUUUAAAGGCUCAUGUAUAAUUUAUCUGGAUUCUUGGGUGAAUGACAAAGUAGCCAGGGGUCCACACAUUUUAGUUUAGUAGCCAGCUAGAAUUGGUGCUGACAAUGGAGUCUUCCCCUCCCCUGAGUCUUUUGUGUCUGCUAGAGGAGGGCAGGGUGGGGUGGGGCUCUUUAUUGAGCUUUAGAAUGGGCAGUGUGCCCAGUGUGGCUUCUGUCUGCAAGACACAGCAUGAGAAGUCUUGUGUUGCAAUGAGUUUUGGCGAAUGUGUUUUGGCUUGCUCAGCACAGCACGAGAAACGUUCCUCCAAAUUCUCUA
This is a messenger RNA of Lacerta agilis (Sand lizard), 781 nucleotides long. RefSeq names its product leukocyte surface antigen CD47-like. NCBI's taxonomy places the organism in Eukaryota, Metazoa, Chordata, Lepidosauria, Squamata, Lacertidae. The transcript is spliced from 2 exons. Gene Ontology annotation, cellular component: extracellular exosome; plasma membrane. Gene Ontology annotation, biological process: positive regulation of cell-cell adhesion; positive regulation of inflammatory response; positive regulation of phagocytosis. Gene Ontology annotation, molecular function: thrombospondin receptor activity. Bases 17 to 472 code for a protein of 151 amino acids. The record is from RefSeq and is a predicted model, not a curated record.